AUAUAUAUAUAUAUAUAUAUAUAUAAAACACUGUAUACACAUACAUACAUGUCGACAUACUCUUCAUGAAAUAAUCUAUUUUCGUCGUCAUCCUCGUCACUGUCGCCGUCACCGUUGUCGUUGUCGUCAUCGUCGUUACUAGCGAAGCUUGUGAAAAUUUUUUAGCAAUUUUGAUCCUAAUGUGAAUACUAAAGUGAAUACUAAAGAGAAUUUUACGUUUCGUUAUUUCGUCGGAAUGUGGAAUACAAAUUUGAUCGCAGACAUUAUACAUUUCUCAUUAUAUACUGUAGGAUAGAUCUGUUCAAAUUAAAAUAUUCGAAAGACACUUUUUUUGGAAAGUAAGUUAAUGUAUCCAUAAGUAACAAAAGUGUUUCAACGUUUUCAUUUAAUUGUUCUAAACUAUAUAAGGGCAGGAAUGCAAUUAACCCGUAAAGACAUUUUUAAAGGGAAUCAAAGUUCGCAUAAUCGCAUAUUCCUUGAUAUAACUUUAUUCCGCGAGCUUCCGAAAAAUAGUUGGAGAGAUGCGAUCGUUCGGUGUUAAGAACACGGGUGAUUAUCGGUAAAAGCGGUGAAAGGUUCAACUAGUCGGUCUUCGACCGAGACGGAUCGCUUGCAACAAAUGCAUUCGUUACGAUUACCUCAUUGCGUUCUCUCGUGACGCUUUGUCCUGACCACGCACCACACGUUAAACACGCUUUAAAGCAUUUCUAAACUAUGUGUUACUGCGACUUAGGCGAGCGUCAACUUUCGCGUAACAGACGAGUUUGCAAAACUCUCUUGUCUGGAAGUACGGAACUCGACAUUUUUUCAGUGAAAGAAAAAAGAAGAAAAAAGAAGAAAAGGAAAAAGAAGAGAAAAGAGAAAAAGAGGAAAAAACGAUGUAGGUCAGAUUUUUUUACAAUCCUGAUAUCUAUAUAUAUAUAUAUAUAUAUAUAUAUAUAUAUAUAUCUAGGGAAGACAUGAAGACAUCUGCGGGCAGGUAACUUUGAAUAAAAUAACAUGGUUUAAAAUGAUGUAGUGCUUAGGAACGAUCGAGGACAAUUUUUGUAAAUUUUGCUUUUCGUACGAUCCUUUUAUAAAACUCGUUAAAUACAAGGUUCAAUGUUUGACGAGAAUCAUUAUGACGGAAGUUAUCAAACGUUUCAUCCGACAAAACCGGUAUUCAUCGUAUAAUCGCAUGUUUCUUAUUAUUAUUCCGUUUCGCUUCGUUGUAAAUUUUUCUAGUUUUAUGAUUUCUUUAAGCGUCGAAAUCCAUGAGAAAGGUUUAGUAAGUACUUGUAUCGUCGAAGAGGGAUAAAUGCGAAAACAAAAUGGUCGCCGCUUCAGGCCCCGCUUAUCGACACGUACGGAACCAAUUCCAUGAGUGAAACCGGUUUGGAACUAGUUUUCUUCGGUUUUUCGGCCCUUCCCCUCGCAAGAUCCUGUCGCAUACGACUCGAGCACGAGUCGCAUUCGUGUACGGAAUCUCUCUCGGACGUGUGCAAAGUUUCACGGAGGUCACACGGAGGUAUAACCUUAGAAAUGGCAGACGACGAGAAAGAACAGAGAGGUCCGAACGUCGAUGGAAAUCAAAUGGAAAUCAAAAUAGAGCCUACGAUGCAAUGUUACGUCGAGGAGGAACAUGAAAAUAGUUUCUCUAGUUUCGAAGGUAACGGCGCGAUACCCUCUACCGCGGACGUUGGUGCUUUGAAUCUAUGGACUAGCAAGGCUACCACCUGUCUCAUCGGUCAAUAUAAGAAAUAUCGAUCGAUGGUCGGACAAUCGACGCAGAUCAGAAGUUUACGAGAGAUGUUUGAGAUGAUAUCUCUCGAGAUGCAAAAUUAUGGCUUUUAUUUUAGUCCUCAAAAGUGUGAGAACAAGUGGCGUGUUUUAGAGCGUAAGUACAAAAAUUUAGUCUUCCGGGAACGAUUGAAAAAGCCUGGAAGAAUGAGACAUUAUGGUCAUUGGGAACAUAAGAGAGCCCUCGAUGAAAUAUUCAAUGAGAAAGAGAGACAUGUGUAUUUCGAAGAAAACGAUUUUCCGUCGCCGACAAGAUCAGUUAAAUACUCUCGGAUGAUUCUACCAAAAACAACGUCGGAACAACCCACGAGCUCAUCCAAUUCUAAUAACAAUCAAAAUAAUGAUCCGUUGGCUACGUUAAUAUCGAACGCAGUACCGGAAAAACAAGUACCGGAAGAAUCAGACUACAAGGUUACUUUGACGACGCUAUUUGAAAGGUUUUUGGAAGAAAUGGGAAAGAACUUUGCGUUGGCCGAACGAAACAAGGAGAAACGACAUAAGGAGGAAAUGGCAAUGCGCCAGAACGAGUUGGAAGUAAAAAGAAGAUUGUUGAAAUUGAAAGAACAAAAGAUAGAAUUACAAAAGUGUCAAAUGAUCGCUGCUGCUCAACAUUUUCAUCUUAACAAACAGUAAUCCUCUAUAUCGAAUUUUAUCUUACAUUUCGUCGUUUUUUUCUUUUUGCUAACUUUUUUCCAACUAUUCUCUCCAAGUCACUUUUUAUUUUUUAUAAAAAGAUCGGAUUAUAUGAUCGGGCGGAAGCUUCAAUAUUUGCUUGUUGGUAAAAAAUGGUAAGUAAUAGAAUGCAAUAAUCGAAGAGAGAGAGAGAGAGAGAGAGAGAGAGAGAGAGAGAGAGAGAGAGAGAGCGAGCGAAAGAUCUUAAUAUAGGGCGAUUAUAUUUCAAAUAAAAUGAAUGCACAAUAAAAUAUUUGCUAUUACGAAGAUAAUCAUUCUAAUUCUUACGAGGAAGUUAAUAAGACGAUGAAUACAGAUGCAUUGCUGAAAAGCGUGUGAAAAGAGAUAACGUAAAGAAGUCGCCAAGGUAACAUUGAAAAACAAUUGAUAAAAAAAUGAGAUAAAACGAUUGCACUUUGAUUCAGAUAAGGUCAAAAGAGUAAUGUAGAAUUUUAUGAAUUUCAACAUCGUAUUCCGCUUUAAAAAUUUAUAUUGUCUAUUAAAUCUUCAGACAUAUUAAUCUAUAAAUUAUAUCUUGAUGCUUAUGAUUAACAUUCAAAGAUCAUGUGAAUGAGAAUGAAACUUGAGGAGAAUAAACACAAUUUUUCAAGGUAAAUAAUAUUUUAAAUAUACAUAAAUAAAAAUCCAAUAGUUGAAAGCAGUUUGGUAUAAAACCCUAUCGCCGUUAGAUGGUGCUCGGAAAGUUUUAAUGUUAUUUUCAGUCGAUAAUGAAGGACUGUUCGACUAGCCUAUUCCAAGAGAUGGCGUAGAUAAUAAUGACGGUAAAGAAACAUGCAAAAUCAAUAUCUUUUUUCUUUUCUUUUCUUUUCUUGAUAAUAUAAAUAACAAAUAAAAAUAAGACUGUAAAGUCCAAUUUUUAAUUUUCUAUUUAAAUGUAGAUCAUUCAAAUAAUGUCACGAAUAAUUGACUUGCUACUAGUUAUUUUUACAAUUAAAGUUAUAUUUUAAUGUCGUACAUUUUUAAUACUUAUUGAUGUUGUGAGGGAAAAUCUGAUUGAAGAUAAUAUUUAAAUAAUACUGUAAAAAUCGUGUAAUUUAUUUUUUUUCUUUUCAUAAUUAACAAUAAUAUCACACAUGGAGAGUAUAUACGCAUGCACUGUUUUGUAAAGUUAAUUCGUAGACAUUAUAUGGAUAUCAAUAUCCAAGAUUAAUCUAUUCUAAUUUUUAUUAGACAAAGUAUUGACUGAAGAUAAAUCUAAUCUGUUACGUUACCCUGGCGACGCACAGUUUAAUUCAG
This is a messenger RNA of Vespa crabro (European hornet), 3708 nucleotides long. RefSeq lists its product as uncharacterized. Lineage: Eukaryota; Metazoa; Arthropoda; Insecta; Hymenoptera; Vespidae. Bases 1360 to 2412 code for a protein of 350 amino acids. The record is from RefSeq and is a predicted model, not a curated record. The transcript is spliced from 2 exons.